This is a messenger RNA of Plenodomus lingam JN3, 234 nucleotides long. The record is from RefSeq and is a predicted model, not a curated record. Lineage: Eukaryota; Fungi; Ascomycota; Dothideomycetes; Pleosporales; Leptosphaeriaceae.
AUGCGACAACGAAUUGACAAAGCCGUGUCACCUGCGCAUAGAGAAGCUAUCGCGGAGAUACCAAGCACGUGGCUAUACCACACGAAUGCCAUAUCCAAGCACCGCGGACAUGCAAUCAUCCUAUCAAACUUCAGUUUGAUUGUUGUCCCCUCUCUCCACUGGCGCGGCUCAUCGGAGGUGCGAAUGCUCCUGGUGGCACAGACAGACCAAAUUACCCUCGUCUUUGCUGUAUAA